GUGAGAAUGAAGACCAUUCUCAGCAAUCAGACUGUCGACAUUCCAGAAAAUGUCAACAUUACUCUGAAGGGAUGCACAGUUAUUGUGAAGGGCCCCAGAGGUACCCUGCAGAGGGACUUCAAUCACAUCAAUGUAGAACUCAGUCUCCUUGGAAAGAAAAAGAGGCUCCGGGUUGACAAAUGGUGGGGGAUUAGAAAGGAACUGGUGACUGUUUGCACUAUCUGUAGCCAUGUACAGAGCAUGAUCAAGGGUGUUACACUGGGCUUCCGUUGCAAGAUGAGGUCUGUGCAUGCUUACUUCCCCAUCAACGUUGUUAUUCAGGAGAAUGCUUCUCUUGUUGAAAUCCGAAAUUUUUUGGGUGAAAAAUAUAUCCGCAGGGUUUGGAUGAGGCCAGGCGUUGCUUGUUCAGUAUCUCAAGCCCAGAAAGAUGAGUUGAUUCUUGAAGGAAACAGCACUGAACUUGUGUCAAACUUGGCUGCUUUGAUUCAGCAAGCCACAACAGUUGAAAACAAGGAUAUCAGAAAAUUUUUGGAUGGUAUCUAUGUUUCUGAAAAAGAAACAGUUCAGCAGGCUGAAGAAUAAGAUCUGAGUGAUCCAGCUACAGAAACCGCAAGAGGCCAGA
Messenger RNA from Balaenoptera ricei (Rice's whale), 622 nucleotides. Its product is annotated as large ribosomal subunit protein uL6-like. Gene Ontology annotation, molecular function: structural constituent of ribosome; rRNA binding. The transcript has a single exon. Gene Ontology annotation, biological process: cytoplasmic translation. The record is from RefSeq and is a predicted model, not a curated record. Gene Ontology annotation, cellular component: cytosolic large ribosomal subunit; ribosome. Bases 7 to 582 code for a protein of 191 amino acids. NCBI's taxonomy places the organism in Eukaryota, Metazoa, Chordata, Mammalia, Artiodactyla, Balaenopteridae.